This is a messenger RNA of Didymodactylos carnosus, 1803 nucleotides long. The record is from the annotation of a GenBank genome assembly. Lineage: Eukaryota; Metazoa; Rotifera; Eurotatoria; Philodinida; Philodinidae.
AUGAGUAAGAAAAUUCCAAAGUCGGUAUCAAUCUCCACUGCUGAUGCUGCACGUAUUCAAAGCGUCUCUAAUCAGAAAAGCUGCGCUCAACAGCGACGAAAUUUGGAAGUGAACACCAUCAUUUGGCUUGACUUAAACGUUAGUUCUACAAACGAUAAUUUGAGUGCAAAAGUUCGUCUGCGUCAAGCAAUAAAUCACUUUGAAACUUUCGAGGAUAAGCAAAAGUGUAUCGAUCACAUAGUGUCACUUGAAUCAGAGAAAAUAUACUUUAUCAUAUCUGGCUCGUUAGGCGAAUCUGUUGUGCCACUGAUUCAUGACAAACCACAAACAGAAGCAAUUUACGUGUUUUGCUUCAAUAAAGCGAAACACGAAGAGUGGGCUAAACGCUACCAGAAAGUAUGUGCUGUUUCGACGAACAUCGAUGAUAUCUGUGAUCAACUAACGAAAGAUGUGGCAGUUAGCUCCAAUAAUCUUGUGUCUAUGACAGCUGUGUCACCGAACACGAAUGGUAAAGAAAUAAACAAACAAGAAGCAUCAUUCAUGUAUUUCCAAUUACUUGUCAAUAUUUUAACUCACUUCGCUCACAAAGACUCAACAAAACAAGAACUGAUUGAUUUGUGUCGAAUGGUCUAUGCAGGCAAUAACAAAGAAGUAAAUGCCAUCCACCAAUUUCAUAAAGCGUAUUCGAAAGAGCAAGCAAUAGAGUGGUACACGAAAGAAUGUUUUCUCUACCGAAUGCUAAAUAAAGCAUUACGAACACAAGACAUUGACAUGUUAUUCAAGCUCGGCUUUUUCAUCCAAGACCUUCACGAGGAGCUUCGCAAUCUGCAAAUCUCAUCGACUACUCGUCUCGGAAGAACGAUCACUGUUUAUCGUGGACUAGGGAUACCCAACAAGGAGUUCGAAAGUUUACAAAACAAAGUAGGAGGACUUUUGUCGAUGAACAGCUUCUUGUCAACAAGUGUUCAAGAAGCCGUUGCACCGCGCUUUGCUCGCAGCUCAUUAGGAAGAUCAAAUACUAUGCCAGUUUUGUUUGAAAUGGUGGUUGACACCGAGAAAUGUAGACAACCAUUCUCAAAUAUAGACACAGUGAGUGACUUUAGUGCAGAAAAUGGAAUUUUAUUUUCGAUGGGCACCGUGUUUCGGAUUGUCUCCAUAAAGAAGCUGAAGAAAGAAGAUGUUUGGAAUGUUAAAUUAGAACUGAAUGGAGACGAAGACAUAGAGUUAAGCGUGUUGACAAACCAUAUGACGCGUGAACUUGGUGAAUCGAAUAACUUGAACACCCUGGGUAUGCUGCUGAUCAAAAUGGGUGAAAAUAGCAGAGCACAGCAAUAUUUCCAAAUGUUGCUCGCUGACACCUCGCUAGAUCAAAGUGCUCAUGCAUUAGCACUUAAUAACCUCGGAACAGUUUACAAGAAUCAAGGUGAUUAUGAGAAAGCAUUGAAAUCUUAUGAAAAGUCUCUUGAGAUCUAUUUGGUUUCACUUCCACCAAAUCACCCUGAUAUUGCAACAACAUAUAAUAACGUCGGACUGGUUUAUGACAAUCAAGGUGAUUAUGAAAAAGCAUUGAAAUCUUAUGAAAAAUCUCUUGAGAUCUAUUUGGUUUCACUUCCACCAAAUCACCCUGAUAUUGCAACAACAUAUAAUAACAUCGGAGUGGUCUACCGCCAUCAAGGUGAUUAUGAGAAAGCACUCAAAUAUUAUGAAACAUCUCUUAAAAUUAGAUUGAUUUCCCUUCCACCAAAUCACCCUGAUAUUGCUAGAACAUAUAAUAACAUCGGAGUAGUUUAUGACAAUUGUUAG